GGCAGUUGUUGUGGUGCUCUGUGUGAGGGCGGAGAGGUUCAAUCAGACUCCUGUGGCAGAGUUUUUUAAUUGGCUGCUGAGAGAGUCUUUACCACUGGUCAGAACUGUCCACACAAACGAUGCGUGCACUGGUGCUUGCGACUGUGGUGGUGGUAGUGGCUGCGGGCUAUGGUCCACCCAAACCCGUUUCCAACCCAUUCACUCACGGUAACGGAGGCUCCAGCAGCAGCGGUGGUGGAGGCUGCGGUAGUGGCGGCUGCGGGAACAGCGGCUGCGGUAGCGGUGGUAGCGGGUGCGGCGGAGGCGGCCGCCACACAGGCCGUAACAUGUAGCGGGAGCGGCUGCGGUGGUGCGCCGAGUGGUGGCGGCAGCGGGUGUUCGGGGCCAGGGUGUCCCCGACCUCCCUCCACUAACUCAGGCCCUUACUGGUGGCAGGGAGAAAACUCCCCCUUUAAGCAUUCUCCAGGUAAGGUCAGCACACCAGCAAGACCCGGGGCACAGUGCGGCAAUGGCGGCAGCUGCUCUCCCACACCCUCACAAGGCUCCCCACCACACCAGACCUUCGUGCAGUCCGCCCCACCACAGGCGACCGGCACACAAUCCAGACCAUCACGGCUGCCUGUGAUCCCACCCACAGAGCAGAACCUAGUAGUGCGACCCAUGGGCAUCUGUCCUGUGAGGUUUGUUUGCGUCCACUGGCAGUUGUGUCGUAACGGAAACGUGAUCGCGGACGGCACCGGCAACAUCAACAAGAGGAUCAAGGAAGUCCCCCCGCAGGUAAGGGCGUCGUACACUAGCUGUGGUGGGGACAUGGUGUGCUGCGGCGUCCCCAGCGGCUCACUGGCACCAGGGCCCUCCAACCCCUCUCUCCCAUUUCCGUUCCCACCAACCGGACCAGCUUCAAGCUCAACUGGACAAGCUUCAUUCCCAAGUGGACCAGCUCCAAGCUCAACUGGACAAGCUUCAUUCCCAAGUGGACCAGCUCCAAGCUCAACUGGACAAGCUUCAUUCCCAAGUGGACCAGCCUCACGCCCAAGUGGACCAGCUUCAAGACCAACUGGACAAGCUUCAUUCCCAAGUAUACCAGCCUCACGCCCAAGUGGACCAGCUUCAAGCUCAACCGGACCAGCUUCAUUCCCAAGUGGACCAGCUUCAUUCCCAAGUGGACCAGCCUCACGCCCAAGUGGACCAGGUUCAAGCUCAACCGGACAAGCUUCAUUCCCAAGUGGACAAGCUUCAUACCCAAGUGGGCCAGCUUCAAGACCAACUGGACAAGCUUCAUUCCCAAGUGGACCAGCCUCACGCCCAAGUGGACCAGGUUCAUUCCCAAGUGGACCAGCCUCACGCCCAAGUGGACCAGGUUCAAGCUCAACCGGACAAGCUUCAUUCCCAAGUGGACAAGCUUCAUACCCAAGUGGACCAGCUUCAAGACCAACUGGACAAGCUUCAUUCCCAAGUAAACCAGCCUCACGCCCAAGUGGACCAGCUUCAAGGCCAACCGGACCAGCUUCACGCCCACCUGGACCAGGUUCAUUCCCAAGUGGACCAGCUUCAAAGCCAACCGGACCAGCUUCACGCCCACCUGGAUCAGGUUCAUUCCCAAGUGGACCAGCUUCAAGGCCAACCGGACCAGCUUCACGCCCACCUAGACCAGGUUCAUUCCCAAGUGGACCAGCCUCCUCAAGCCCACAACCUUCCCGGCCCUCCUCCGGAACACCCCAAAGACCAGCUGGUCCCAGACCACAGUCCACCAUCAUCAACCAGGCCAGGCCAGUCGCUCCCGGCCAACCAUUCUUCCAGCCCGGUGCCCCAAAUGGGCAACCAGCACAACCACGCCCACAAGUUCCCAUCAGCAACCCCAUCGGCAUAACGGGUCCUCCCAGCCCCCAACCAACACCCAUGGGAGGAAUGAUGAUGGGCAUGAUGCCCAUGAGGUCAGGGUCGUGCAGCGCGGGCACCUACUGUGUACCCCCCAGCACGUGUAACCCCUACACUGGCUUCAUCAUCAGGAACAACAGCAUGUUGAUGGCCGUGUGGCCAGGUGCACCAACCGUUCCUCUGCUGCCUUGCUUCGUCCCAGAUGGCUCCAUCACCAAUGGUGUUUGUUGCCAGGAGGCUCACCCUAAUGCUGCAGGCGCCGACUAAGUCACGUCCACUCCAACGCCCACGGACAAGUCACACGUCCAAGUCAUCUGCAACGCCAGUUCUUUGAUUAAUCUUAUUCUAGAACAACUACAGCUACUACUCCACGCCCACGACGCUAAAUAUACCAUUAGCAUCAAUGCCCUGUCUACCUAUACGGCAAAGCCUUGAAAUUAGUGCAUGUCUACUACUGUAGGAACACUCGUGUAAUAUCUGUAACUUCCGUAUUUAGAUUGUAACAAAACUCAGGCGAGAGCAGCAAAAUGUUCUCAUCUCUAAGCUAUGGUCGUCAACAGGAAGACUUCAAACAAAGAAUAAAAAAAACGCCACAUUACAUAAGUUAUCAUGACAAAUUCCUUUCCUGUGACCAAGAAUUUAUCAAUUUUCUUUAAUAUAACUCUUUUAACUCUAAGGAAAUUUUUUUACUGAAAAACGACAUUAUUUCAUGUGAUUAUAAAAUUGGGUAAUGAAUAAAAAGAAAUCUAUGGCAGGAUCAUUCAAAAAAUAGAUAAAUUAGUAAAAAAAAAAAGCAAUGAUAAGAGUUAACAUGAAUAUACGACAUAAAGGAAGGAGUUAGAGGGCAUUACAAGGCGUGAAUAUAAAAUUUACAAUUAAUAGGCGGCAAACCUUUGAUACAACAUCUACCUGGUCUUUCACAUACAUGCGUCAAAGACACAAUGGCUACAACAGAAUACAAUAUUGAUUUAUUAAUUAAAAUUUAUGAAUUAAAAAAAAUAUAUAUACUUGUAUAUAACAAGCAGAAUAAAUAUGAGUUGUGAUUUAUGUUAUAGACUUAGUAAUACCGAUAUACUGUUUACUUCAAGUAAUUUGUUUAAGUGUUCGUGUAGCAACAUCCAGCUGAGAUCCACACAUUUGUUUACACUUACAAAAACGCCAUGAAGUAAAAAAAAAUAUCACAAUAAAAUUACUCAUUUGUCUUGUGGUCAUCACACGUUAGAACUAUGUACAGUACAGUAUAUCAUAAUGUUGACUGCCGCAUCAUAUAUACAUGUAUGGGGUCAUUUUUACAGGGUUAUAUAUUGUACAAGUUGUGAGUUAUUUUCUUACUUAUACUUGUUCAGUUUUAAUUUAAAGAAAAUACUUGUUUGUUAUUCACUGUCAUCUACAAAUUUAAGACCAGAACUCAGUCUUAUAUUUUGUUAUUAUUUUCAAAUUAAAUUAUUGCUACUGUAAUGGAAAAUCAUUCAUUAGUUUCUCAGAUGUAUAUGAUAUAGAACUUAUGAAAACAAGAUGAACGAUUUAAUGGUAUUAUGAGUUGCCGGCGAAAACAUCCAUUCAAACGCAUCUCGAUUUUAAACUGAAACAAUUAUUGGAACACAAGAUGAACUCUUCUAGUGUAGGUAUAAAUUAUUGUUUUACUUUUACUUUGUUUGACCUUUUCAUUCGUUUAUAUUUUUCUAUUGUUGUUUUGUAUAUUUUCCUUACCUAUUACACUGUAUAUUCCAUUAUUUUGUCUUUUCUUCCCCACUACAUUUAUUCUUCUUUCUCUGAAUUUAGAUGUUGUAUAUAAAUAAAUGAUUAAAAUCUUCAUAAAUUAUAUAAUUCAUUUAUUGAGAUUUGAAUUCAUGACGAAGAAAAGGUUUUAGUCGAUUAUUUUAACAUCAGAAAGUAUAUAACAUUACCAUACACAGGACUGCUAUGUAAUAAUAUCUACAUAUAUUGUUGAAAACAGAUGACAAGGGCCUUUCAAACCUAACAUUUCUAACCUAACCAAACCAAAAUUACGCCAGGCUUGUUAGGUUAGUUAAGGUUAGGUUUGAUUAGUUAAAGUAUGAAAAUAUAUGGUUUGGCGGUUAUGUUUGUGGUACUCUGGCAACAUGGUAAGUCUUCCAGGGACUACUGCACUACAGUACAUAGGAUGUUCUAUUAUUUAUAACUCAUUCAUUUCUGUUUAAUAAAAAAAAUGUAUCAGUG
Homarus americanus (American lobster) is the source of this 4077-nucleotide messenger RNA. Its product is annotated as basic proline-rich protein-like. The coding region runs from base 169 to 2145 and encodes 658 amino acids. The transcript is spliced from 5 exons. NCBI's taxonomy places the organism in Eukaryota, Metazoa, Arthropoda, Malacostraca, Decapoda, Nephropidae. The record is from RefSeq and is a predicted model, not a curated record.